Molecule: messenger RNA, 1893 nt
Organism: Naegleria gruberi
Lineage: Eukaryota; Heterolobosea; Eutetramitea; Acrasida; Naegleriidae
Product: N-acetylglucosaminylaminotransferase
Exons: 1
Coding region: 25-1878 (617 amino acids)
Cellular component (GO): Golgi apparatus
Molecular function (GO): alpha-1,3-mannosylglycoprotein 2-beta-N-acetylglucosaminyltransferase activity
Source: RefSeq, a predicted model, not a curated record
CAUCACCAACACAAUAACAUCAUCAUGAACAAGAAAGCAAAAACAAUUUUAUACCUAGUGUUGGCCCUAUUUGUAUUCUAUGUUUUGUAUAAUUUUUAUAUUUAUACUUUCCUGAUAGAUAUGGAUAGGAAUACACCUUCUACUAGUAAUGUGAUAGUAAAUCCUAAACAAGAUACACCUACCGAUGGUGGAAAACAAGAAAUUAGACCUGUGCAUAAUCCAGUCAUCAAGAGUGAUGCAACAGGAAAGGAUCAAAUUUAUAAAAUUAGUGAAUAUCAUCCAAUUUAUGAACAGUUCGUAAAGGAGGAAAUACAAUCGGAAUAUCAUCCUAGCUCUUUUAUAAUUGCAAUUGUUGCAACAAAGAGACCAUAUUAUUUGGAAGCUACUUUGCGUUCACUUCAACAAGUUCUUUACUAUAAUCCUAAGAAUACUUAUAUUUACCAAUAUGGAGAUGAUAAAGUUAUUAAUCAAAUUGCAAGAAAAUAUGAUAUUUCAAUGAUUCAUAAUCAAAUUUUAACUUCAUAUGAGGGAAGACAGUUGACUGAAGGAGCUGAACAUAUUUCCCUUCACUACAAAUAUAUUAUUGGUCACGUAUUCGAUAAUCAUAAGGAUGUUAAGCAUUUCAUUAUUGUUGAAGAUGACAUGUUAUUUGCUCCAGAUUUUCUCUUAUAUUUUGCUCAAACAGCCAAAUUUCUUCAUGAGGAUGAGUCUAUUUAUGCAAUUAGUGCUUAUAAUGACAAUGGUAUGAGAGGAAAAGUUAAAUAUGACAAUAUGGUUUACAGAACUGAUUUUAUGAUUGGUCUAGGCUGGUUAGUUUCGAGAAGAAUAUGGGAAAAAGAAUGGAGAUACAAGUGGCCAAGAUCACAUUGGGACCAUUUCUUACGGGCAGACAAUAACAGACUAGGUAGACAAAUUAUUUUCCCUGAAGUUCCUAGAAUCUAUCACUCUGGUUACACUGGUACUCACUCUACUGUUGCUUUAUAUGAAAGAUAUUUCAGAAACCACUUGCUAAAUCCAAAUGGAUUUUCACCAUUAGGUAUUGCAAGGGAUCAUUAUCAAAAUGGUGAAUAUGCAAUGUUCGACCUAGAAAGAACAACUACAAAAUAUACACUCGAAUACUUGAGAAAAGAAAACUAUGCAAAAUUUAUCAAACACUUGUUAUUUGAAGAUCCUAAUAUUGUCUACGUUAGCGAUCCUGAUACAAUUAUUAAUUAUCAAGGAAAAAUUAUUGUCAUUGCAUAUAGUACACAGAAUCCUCAUGUUAAUAAUGAAUGGGUUUCUAUUUCAGAAUAUUUUGAAUUGUGGCACUCAACACCAAUUAGAGAUGAAUACAAUGGUGUAAUGCUGUUUAGAUGGUCUGAUAAUAUGAUAUUAAUUGUUGGUAGUUAUUCUCCUUUCUAUGCAGAAACUUGUGGAAAAGCUGGUUCUCAUUGUCCAGCCCCUAUUUCAAAAUUCCACAAGGAUUCAAAUUGGUCUCUGCCAAAGAAAGAUAGCAUAAUUACUUUUGCCAUUUCAAAACAAGGUCAAUCCUGUUCAUCUUACUGUAAGCAAGGGUUUAAUAUGGAAUGCUAUCGUUUCUCAUUUGAAGAGAUGAACAGUUGUAAAUUUUUGAGAAAAUUUGUGGGACAGGAAUGCACCGAAUGUAUACCAAGUUCUGGACCUGACCAACCAGCCAUUGAUGUAGACAGUAAACAGUGUCUCUUUAAUGGAGGUGGUAGAGGUAAAUUUAUUUCUACAUGUGAAGCUUAUCAUGUCAAUACUAAGAGAAUUUGUCCAUGUUUUGAUGAAAAAAAGACAAUUAUUUUGAGGGAAGAAUGGGAAGAUAUAAUCGCUCAAUCCCAAUACGCUGCUACACACAUUGUACCAAAGAUUGAGUAAAAGAAUCCAUAACAU